Daktulosphaira vitifoliae (grape phylloxera) is the source of this 6388-nucleotide messenger RNA. Its product is annotated as calcineurin-binding protein cabin-1-like. The transcript has 32 exons. The record is from RefSeq and is a predicted model, not a curated record. Lineage: Eukaryota; Metazoa; Arthropoda; Insecta; Hemiptera; Phylloxeridae. Gene Ontology annotation, biological process: chromatin organization. Bases 201 to 6023 code for a protein of 1940 amino acids. Gene Ontology annotation, molecular function: nucleosome binding; protein binding. Gene Ontology annotation, cellular component: nucleus.
AUUAUAGUUGUGUUUAUUAGAAUUUAAAUUAAGUAAAAAUUACUAUAAUUUAUUACUUAAAACUUACCGUUCUUAUUAUUUUUCAACAAACGAUUGCAAAGAUGACACAAGUGAUUUUAUAUCAAAUCAAAGUUUUAGCUGUUAUUUAACUGUAAAAAUUAUUAUGAAUUUUUAUGAAUAAAUAAUAUUUUUAAUUCAAUAUGUUUCCUACUAAACUUAAAGCUUUGAAUGCUUCUACUUCAGACGAAAGUAGCGAUGACGAAGAGGCACCAGUUAAGAUCACAAAAGAAGCAUUAGAAACUAAGGCUGAACUUCAGUAUAGCCAAGCUCUUCAGUUUUUAGCUAGAGAUAAAUUGGAUGAAGCCGAAGAUGAAUUAUUUAAGUUGCUUCAAAGUGAAAUUAUUAGUUCUUUAAAUACAACACUUAAUCAAAAGGAUUCUUCUAAAUCAGUUUUAACACAUUUGAAAUAUUGUUGUUUGACUAAUUUAGGAAAUAUUUUAGCAAAUAAAUCUAAUUAUCAAAAAGCCUUAAUAUAUUAUCAAGAGGCUUUAUUAAUGGAUAAUACAGAUUUGAAUCUCUGGUAUAAAAUAGGACUUACACAUAGUAAAAUGUACCAAACUGAUCAAGCUAUAUCAGCAUUUUUAGAGGGUUUAAAAUGUAAUCCACAUCAUUGGCCAAGUUUAGAUAAUUUAAUUACGUUAUUGUUUGCAAGUAAUGAGUAUAUUUGCUGUUUACAUUACAUAAGUAUAACUCUGAAUUUAGAUCCAGAAUAUUUGAAAGGACAUUUUAUUAAAGAGAUUAUUUAUAAUAAAUUUCCUUCUUUAGUAUCAUAUUUUAAAAGUUAUUGUCCUAAUGGAGGUUUAGAUGUAGAGUGCACAGAAGAAAUUGAUGAAGAUAUUAAGCAAAGAAUUCUAAAAGAAAUAAAUAAUAUAAAAACAAACGAUACAUGUUUGGGAUUAAACAAAAUUUCUAGAUCUAAUGAAUGCUCAUUGAUAAUUUAUGCAAAAAUAUCUGAUUUUAAAAAUUUUUGCAAUUUAGGAAAAUGGUUAUUAAAUAUUUAUAAUAAUUUAUUUGAAAAUCAUGACCAUUUGCUGUUAUAUCAAGUAAUUAAAUUCUAUGAUGAAACUUCAGAACAAAUUGAUUCAGAUAACUACUUAAAGUUAGACAUUAUGAAGGGGGAUAAUUUUGAUAAUCCAUUAUUUAAACAUGAAGUUAACACAACAAAACGAAGAAAAAGCUCCCCAUCUUUAGCAGAUCAAUUGAAACUUAGUCGAAGAUCGGCGCGAAAUAAAGCUAAUAAUAAAGUUAAUGAGUCAUCACUUGCAAAAACUGUUUGGGAUAUAAUACCAGAACAUUUAGGGUUCAAUAAAGAUGGUAGUGAUAAAAUGACUCUCACUUCAAUAAAAUGGUCAGAUGACUCAAUGGACACAAUGGAUUUAUACAGACUAUAUGAAUUUUCAGAUGUGCUUAGUGAUGGACAAACUGAAAAUUUGCUUAAAAACAAUUUAUCUGAUGAAGAACGUCAAAAGUUAAUAAAUAAAGAAGGUUUUUUUGGUACUGAUCUUGAGAAAGAAGAAGUAAUUUCUUUUUUAAAAAUGAAUGAAAAUAAAUCAAUUUCUGAUUUACUGCAAAUCUAUUUGACUUUUAUUACUUUUAAGUGGAAUUAUGCAUGGCCUUUGGAUUUGAUAACAAUAUAUAUUGAUUUAUUUAAAAGAGUGUGGAUUCAUACUGAAACUCAAAAUAUUAUCAGUAUUAAUAAAACUGACUUAUACUUAUUGGACAAUGAAAAGAUUACUAAAGUAAAAAAUGAUAUUAUAUCUGUACUUACUUAUGGAGAACUACUCUGUGAUCUUUAUUUUCAAUUAAGACUUGACCAUAAACCUUUGGAAGGAAGUAUAUUAGGUGGUGAAUUUUGUACUUUAUGGAUGGGUGAUAUAGAUGACAUUCUCUCAAUGUUAGAUUUAAAAGAAGAUCAUGAAAGUAUUACUAUUCGGUUUUAUUGGUUACAAGCAUUAUUUCAUUUACAAGAAAAAGAAAUUGGGCUCACAUGUGACGUGCUUAAUACAUUAUCAUCUAUUUUAAAUAAUUAUGAAGAUUAUGAAAUUGUGAUACCAAAUAUAGAAUAUUUUUAUAGAAUUAAUAAGAAAAUAGUUGAAAAACUUAUUAUUACAUUAAAACGUAAUAAAAUUCUCAGUACUGUGAAGGACUUGUAUGAAGCACAGGACUUUAAUACUGUUACUGAAAUCUUAAAAGAAACAUUGAAGUCUCAAAGCCGUACAACUAUAGAAAUACCUAACUAUCAAACUAUGACUCGAUUAAAUCAAUAUAUAUAUCUGUUAAAAUCAUUUUUUGAAUUGAAAAACUAUAAUGAAUUAUUCAAGUGGUGUGAGCCAUGUUUAUAUGAAGCUAUAUUACAACACCGUAAAAGUUUAAUUGAAGAAUGUGAUUCAAUCCAAAAAACCAGUCAAGCUGAAUUUAUAAAUAAUAUUUUUAAUGCAAUGUUAGAAUCAAUAAGAAUUGUUGGACUUCAAAUUUUUGAUGACUUACCUCAUGGAUUUAAGUCUAGGCUACUACAAUCAGUAAUAAAUUUACUAUCAUAUCUCAUUGAAACAGUUGAAGGAAAUCCGGAAAUUGAUGCAAUAUCUCCGUGGUUGUUAAUUUAUAAUCUAUUAAAGCAUGAAGAGUCAAGAGAAAGUUCAGUAUCUUUACAAGUGUCCAGUAUCCCUCAGUCAUUGUCAUUAUUAAUUCUUGGACAUGAAUAUUUAGGAAAAAGAUCAUGGUGUUGUUUUGAAGAUGGCGUUCUUCUCUACUUAAUAUUAUGUGAAAUAGAACCCUACAUUCAUUUAGAUAUUUAUACUGAAACACUUGCACAACAUGUAGAACAAAUAUUUCAAUGUUUGUAUACAAAUUUAAUGAAACGUAAUAACAAACCUCGUGGUGUACAACUACAACAACAUAAUUCUAUGGGUCUUGCUCUGACAUGGCCUCGUGCUAGACAAUUAGCCUAUUUUCAUCAACCCAUAGAACUGCCUACUUUUGAUGGUGUGUAUAAAUUUUUUUCUGUGAAUUGUGAUACGGAAAUAAUAUUCAAAAAAGUAAUUGCUUUAAUUCCUAAUGAAAUCAAACCAGAUCGAUAUUUAGAUACUUUAAUGGAGUUUAUAAGAGGUGAAUCUAAUAAUCUUCCAGCGAAUGAUAAUCCACUACCUAAAGAUGUUGAACAUGUUUUCUAUCUUCUAGCUGAUUACAACUUUAAAAAUAAAAAUUGGAAUAAAGCUAUACGAUAUUAUUUACUUGAUCUUUGCAAUAAAAUAAAUCGCUUUGAUUCAUGGGCAGCUAUGGCUUUGGCAAGAGGUAGUCAAAUUGAAACAAAGUUAAAUUCUUGUGAAUCUAUAAAAAAUGAAGGAGAUAUAAUUAGAAGAGCUCAUAUGACUGGAAGAUGUUAUAAACAUUCAUUAAAGAUAAAUCCUGAAAAUACUACAUUAUUAAUAGAAUAUGGUACAUUUACAUAUAGUAUUCACUCAUACUGCUCACGUUUAUUAAAACAAGAAACAUCUAGUAUGAGUUUGCAAAUGUUUGGAGAGCUUGAAAAAGAAAAAGAAAAAAUGAUAAAAGUUGCACGAAAAUGUUUUGAAUCAGCAAACAAUGUAUGGGAGUACACAGAUUGUGAUGCUCAAGAUGAAAGAUGGGUACACCAUUAUAUACUUGGAAAAAUAGCAGAAAAAAGUGAUGAUAAUCCUUCUAUAUUUAUGAAGCAUUAUUUAAAAGCUAUAGAAUAUUUAGAUUCAUACGGAGCUAAGUAUCCUGAUCAUAUUCAAUAUACUACUCCAUUAUUAUAUUCUAUUGAAGUAUUGGAGAUUUUUUAUAGAAUGCAUGCGGGUACUUUAAAAUUACUUGAAAAGUAUGAUAAUAAUUCCCUAAAUGAAGAAUUAUUAAUUGAAAUUGAAAAAGCUUUAGAUCAAAUAUCAAAUAGCUCCCCUGUAUGCAAUAAAAACAAUAAAUCAAACUUUCAAUUUUCAAAUUGUAAAAUAAAUGAUGCAGAAGAAUUGGAUAUAGUUGUUAAACAAACUUUAGAUUGCAUUCUCAAUGAAGUUUUUGAAUCCAAAAAGAUAGAAAAUACUCAUUAUAUCAUUAAAACAAGUUAUAAAGCUAGCAAGUGUUUAAAUCAAGAAAGGAAUAACUUAACCUUUAAUGAGAAAUACUUGGAAUUCCCAAUAGUGCAGGAAGAUAUGCUAGUACCUAUAAAAAAAAUUAAGUUGGAUUGUAUUCAAGGAAAUAACCAUUUAUCUCAAUUACAUUUGAAAUUGAUCCAACGUUGCAUAAAUGCUUUAGAAGACUGUAUAAAGAGAUUUCCUCAACAUUAUAAAUCUUACUACAGAUUAGCUCAUUUUUAUUUUCGAUCAUCUACUCACAAAAAUUUUACAAAAUGUAAGGAAUUACUACUAGGGAGUCGUGGUUUAUUUGCUGGCCAAAAAAAUCACAAUUUUUUUCAAGGUAUUUGGCGAAUACCAGUUUGUGAAAUUGAUAGACCAGGGUCAUUUGCAUAUCAUAUGAGUAGAUGUAUUCAUUUGCUAUUGGACUUUCUAAAGGAAACGGGUGAUUACAAAUCAUUGUUAGACUUAGCUAUUCAGUUAAAAAAUAUUCCUGAACCAGAAAAAAAAUAUUUACGUGAUGAUGAACGGGAAGGUAUUUCUAAAGAAGCUUUAUUUCUUAGUAUUCAAAUACUGCGAAAACUUAAGUUAGAAAAUUCAAAAUUUAAUAAUCAAUCUAAAAAUGAACUUUUAUUAGUUGAAGUGUAUAAAAUUUACAAAAAAGUGAUGAAGCACUGGCAGCAAAAAGAAAACACAAUAUCAUUAUCUAAAUUAUUACUAAAUAUAUACCAGAAUAUUUUAGGAACUAAGGAAGAGGUUUCUAUUGAUGUAAUAAUAAAGCAUGCUCAAAAGCUUGACAAACAAAAAGAGACUGGGAAGGUUAUAUGUUCUACAACUGCACAAUCAAAAUCUGCAGUAAAACCAGAAUCUCUUCAAACAUCAACUCCUUUACCUCCCAAAUCGCAAAAAAGAUCAUUUCAUCCUGAUCCAUCUUCUAGUAUACCUUAUUAUCAAGAUUUAUCAAAUCAAUUAUUGUCUUUUAUGUCUUCAUUGCAAAAUCCAAAUAAAUGUCCUUCACCAAUUCAGUUAAGUAACAGUGAUAUUACAUUACAACAGAAACUACAAGCAACUAAACAAAAACUGAAACGUAGUCACAAGCAAAAACAUUUUGUCUCCAUUAAUAAAUCACCUAUUAAUAACUUGUUGGAACAACCUAAUAUGAAUGCAUUUCAGUAUGAAAAAUCAAAAAAAAAUCUGAAUAUUAAUUAUGGAGAGUCAAAAUUUGUUCAAAAUUUUAAAUCACGUGAAUUAGAUAUAAAUUAUACUCCACAAAGUUCAAAGAAUAUUAACACCAGUAAAAUUAAUGAAUCUAAAAUAAGUCCCCAUUUUAAAUCUACAAUAGAGUUAGAAGUAGGUAGAAAAUUGAGUUGUGUUAGAUCAAAUAAAUUGUCAAAAGGGCAAUCUUUAGAAAAAUCAAAAUUUAACAGUGUAAUAAACUAUGAAAAAAUCAGACCAGUAGAAUUUAAUCAAAUAAAUAAUAUUCAUGAAAAAAACUUCAUCAAAGGAAAAGUCAAACAGUCUAAUUUGGUUAAACCAAAUUCGGUAUAUAUUGAUUUAGAUUCUGCUGCAGAACAGGCUCGAUUACAAUCUAAUGUAUUUCAAAAUAAAAUAGAAAUGAAAAAUACACCUAUUUCUCUAAAUCCAGCAACAUUGCUAUCAUCUUGUCCUGGUUUAAGUAUAACUCCUGUUGUAAAUUCAAAUGAUAAUAUAAACAUACACAAAGGUCCACACUACUCAAAUAGUAUUCCCUCAUCUCAAAAUUUUAAUUUUCAACAAGCAAUUCAGCAACUUGGAAAAAAUUUAACAAUUACCAAAACUGAAAAAAAUAGUAACAAUGGUAAUAAAUCAAUUUCAGAAAUAAUUUUCAUAGAUUAACUUUAAAUUAACUGUCAAUUUUUUUCCUAUAUUAAAUAUAAAUAUAUUUUUGAUCUAUACUUUUUUUAAAUCUUAUUAUUUAAAUUAAAAAAGUGCACAUUUAAAUUUAUUGUGUGGCUUGGUAAUUAUUGUGUGAAGUUAUACAUUUAUAUCAGUAUUAAUGUUAGUAGUUUUCUAUUUUCUGUUUUUUCUUUUUUAAUAUCUAGUCAAAUGGUGUUGUAGUAAUUGUAAUUAAUUAUAUGUAUUGUCUUAUUUUAUCUUCAAUGUGUAUAUAAUUAUCAUGAUUUUUUGACAUUAAUUUAUACUAAAAUUAUUAUUUUUUCUACAAGAUAUUUGAAACCUAAUAAAUAAGUAUAUUUUUUAAU